Messenger RNA from Cannabis sativa, 1137 nucleotides. RefSeq lists its product as uncharacterized. NCBI's taxonomy places the organism in Eukaryota, Viridiplantae, Streptophyta, Magnoliopsida, Rosales, Cannabaceae. The coding region runs from base 1 to 1137 and encodes 378 amino acids. The transcript has 5 exons. The record is from RefSeq and is a predicted model, not a curated record.
AUGGCUGCAUUUGGUGGAGUUUUGAGCAAGGAAUGGAGAUUUUGGGGGGAAUUGGGUCCUAUUAGAAAUUACAAAUACAAAUCAGGAGCUCAAAAAAGAAAUGAGAAAUUAAGGAAAGAAGUCUUGCAAAAAAGUCAGAAUCAAUUUGAUAUUGAAAGUAAUGAGAAUGAGAAAACUUCAAGUAAUGUGAUUGAAAAUGAAGAACUGAAUCAAACUGUUAAUGAGAAUGAGAAAAGUUCAAGUGAUGUGAAUGAAAAUGAAGAACUGAAUCAAACAGUGAGUGAGAAUGAGAAUGAGAAAACUUCAAGUGGUGUAUUCAACUUUCCUUUUGAUAUUGAUGAUCUAGGAGAUUGGGAUAGGAUUGAAUUACUUGCUGAAUUUGAUUCAACUAUGCAAGAACAUGUUCGUCGUAUUUUAAGAGAAAGUCCAAUAUUUGUUUAUGAGUAUUUUCUAGGAUUCAUAAAAGUUCAUGACACAUCAGGGCUUGGUUUGCUUAAUGAACUUUUAGAUGCGUUGAAUAUUCUUGGACUAGAGGUUGAUAAUAUAAGAGGACAAGGAUAUGACAAUGGGUCUAAUAUGAGAGGAAAGAAUAAAGGUGUACAAACUAAGCUACUUGAAAUGAAUCCUAGAGCAUUUUACACUCCUUGUGCCUGUCAUUCUCUAACUCUUUUACUUUCUGAUAUGGCUCAUUGUUGUCCCAAGGUUAUAUCUUUUUUUGGUGUGGUACAACGGAUAUACUCGUUAUUUUCAGCUUCUACAAAAAGAUGGAAAGUAUUUAGAGACCAUGUACCUGGUCUCACUGUUAAGCCAUUAUCAGAAACGCGUUGGGAAAGUCGUGUUGACAGUGUUAAAGUAAUAAGAUUCCAAGCUCCACAAAUAAAAGAAGCUUUAAAUUACUUCGCAGAAAGUAAUGAAGAUGCCAAAACAAAAAGUGAUGCUGAGACUUUAGCAACAUAUAAUAUUCAUAAUUUUGAGUUCUUGGUGAGUAUGGUUAUUUGGUAUGAUUUGUUGUUUGCUAUUAAUUCUGCUAGCAAGAUCCUACAAAAUGAAGAUAUGCAAAUUGAUGUUGCUAUCAAAGAGUUAAAGUACUUUCAUUUCUUCAAAAGUAUAGAGAAACUGGUUUUGAGAAUGCUUUGA